Messenger RNA from Sturnus vulgaris (Common starling), 6912 nucleotides. Lineage: Eukaryota; Metazoa; Chordata; Aves; Passeriformes; Sturnidae. The record is from RefSeq and is a predicted model, not a curated record.
CUGGAGCGCUUCUCGAGCCUCUUCUCUGGCAUAAACAGUCAUGCUCACCUCCAGCUUGUGACACUGGGAUGCAGAAGGUAAACCCAGACAGGGAAUCAGCAUCCUCCAAAUGGGAUGAUGGGAGACUUUCAGAGAAGAAUGGUGUCCAUGAGAACCACAGGAUUCGUGGGUACAGCUCUAAUCGCCGCUCUUGGCUUGUGGCUGACCAGAAUGAAGAGAAGAGGAACCUUUCCCUGGGGGGCCAUGUGGGCUUCGACAGCCUCCCCGAUCAGCUGGUCAGCAAGUCUGUCACACAAGGUUUCAGUUUCAACAUCCUCUGUGUGGGUGAGACUGGCAUUGGGAAGUCCACGCUGAUGAACACCCUCUUCAACACCACGUUUGAGACAGAGGAAGCCAGUCACUACGAGAACGUGGUUUGCUUGCGGCCACGAACCUAUGACUUGCAGGAAAGCAAUGUCCACCUGAAGCUGACCAUUGUGGAUGCAGUUGGAUUUGGGGAUCAGAUAAAUAAAGACGAAAGUUACAGGCCAAUCGUAGAGUACAUUGAUACGCAGUUUGAAAACUAUUUGCAAGAAGAGCUGAAAAUCCGCCGGUCUCUCUUCAACUACCAUGACACAAGGAUUCACGUCUGCCUCUACUUCAUCACCCCCACUGGGCACUCUCUCAAGUCCUUGGACCUGGUGACAAUGAAGAAGCUGGAUAGCAAGGUGAACAUUAUCCCAAUUAUUGCCAAAGCAGACACUAUCUCCAAGAGUGAGCUGCACAAGUUCAAGAUCAAGAUUAUGAGUGAGCUGGUCAGCAAUGGAGUGCAGAUCUAUCAGUUCCCCACGGACGAUGAGGCAGUGGCUGAGAUCAACUCUGUGAUGAAUGCUCAUCUGCCCUUUGCUGUGGUCGGUAGCACGGAGGAGGUGAAAGUUGGGAACAAGCUGGUGCGAGCUCGGCAGUACCCAUGGGGAGUGGUGCAAGUGGAGAAUGAAAGUCACUGUGACUUUGUGAAGCUGCGGGAAAUGCUGAUUCGGGUCAACAUGGAGGAUCUGCGGGAGCAGACCCACACCCGCCACUACGAGCUCUAUCGGAGGUGCAAAUUGGAGGAGAUGGGUUUCAAGGACACGGAUCCAGACAACCAGCCCUUCAGCCUCCAAGAAACAUACGAGACCAAAAGGAAAGAGUUCUUGGGUGAACUCCAGAGGAAAGAGGAAGAAAUGAGACAAAUGUUUGUAAACAAAGUCAAAGAGACAGAGGCAGAGCUGAAGGAGAAGGAGAGAGAGCUGCAUGAGAAGUUUGAGCAUUUAAAAAGGAUACACCAGGAAGAGAAAAGGAAGGUGGAGGAGAAAAGGAGGGAGCUGGAGGAAGAGAUGAACGCCUUCAACAGGCGGAAGGUCGCAGUGGAAACCUUGCAGUCCCAAUCCUUGCAGGCUACCUUACAGCAGCCAUUGAAGAAGGACAAAGACAAGAAAAAUUAAUCUCACACAGACUUUCAAGCCAAGAGUGGACUUGGUGCUUUCAUGUCUUAAGUUGCUUGAGUUUCCUACCCUGAGUGAUCCUUCUCAUAACAUUGUGUGAGUGGACCAAAGUGAAAGAGAAAAUGAGCAUCUCCGGUGGUUGCAGUGUUCCGACCUGCUGUUUUCUUUUCAGAAUUAUCAGGAGGUUUGCAGGAAGUAACCAUACAUGUACAUUUUGUUUAACAAAGCCAACUAAUCCCUCAAGUAAGAUGUUUUGUUCUAAACCCAUUGAUUGAGCAGCUGCGUAUGAAUUGACCAGAACUGAACUUGUCUUACCCAGCUAAAUAAUUGCUUUCUACAUUUUUUUUUUUUAAUUGGCCAAGAUGACUGCUGGAGGCUCAUUGACCUCCCCUGUACAUGCAGAGUGAGAGGAGUGGUCUGAAGAAUGCUGAAAUGUUUGUUUUUCUAACAAAAUUCUAAAGUAAGUUUUUAGAAUGGGUAGAAAACCACAACAUUUAGGCUUUCUGCAGGAAUCUUAGUCAGAGUAACCCCCAUUCCAGUAAUUCUGUAUUAAUUCCUGAAUUACUCUUCACACUAUCUACAUCAUUUAUUUUAUAUAUAUAUAUAUAUAUAUAAAAGGAGAGAGAGAGAGAGUGAUUAAUAACAAUAAUGGGGACAAUGUUUUGAAUUUUCUUUACUGCUAAACUAGAACAUUUAUAGAGAGGUUUUUCAUAAGAGCUUGUUGUAUGAAAUGGAACUGCAGGAUUUUGUAACAUUUCAGUUGUCACUUACCAAUGUAUUUACUGUUUACUGUUGUGUAAAUUAUUUAAGCCAACAUCUUUACUUUUUAAUCUUAAACCUGAUAUGUGCCUAAUAAGGAGUCUCCUGCUCUUGAGCUGUGCACUGUAUUUAGGAUGACAGGCUCUGUUCCUCUUAGAAGGUGCUUCUUUUGACAACUCCUCAUGCCUCGAAAUCACAGCUUUGUUUUACUGGGCAGCUGAGCUUAGAGGAAUAAUUAGGAUUAAUAUUAUUAUUAUUUUUUCCACUCAAACCAUUUUGUGUAUAGGCAGAGCAAUAACUGAACGGAGAGUUAACUAGCUGUGUUGUCAUGGAAAAAUAGUUGGACCCAUAUCCAUCCAUCCAUCAGAUCCUACCUAGGCUUAAUGAAAAGAAAUAUUUUCUAUUAACCCGCAUAUAGUAUCUCUAGAGUUUCUAAAAACACUGGCUGGCUAAGUGUUGUGAGUGUGUACGUUUUUAUUUAGCUAUUAACAUUACAUAAUUUUUCUCAUACGUUUUUUGUUAAAGACUUGUCUUUAGGCUGUCAGUAAAUUCCUGAUGUGCCGUGCAGAAGGAGAUGCGGGGCCUGGGUCUGAGCUGUCACAGGGCUGUCACAGGGCAGCGUUUUGCUGGGUUCUGAGGUUCUUUAACUCAUAUUCCAUUAAAGCAGCUUUUUUUUCCCCUUCUUAAAUACAUGCUCAGGUGUUAAACUGUUUUCCAGUGGACCUUGGUAGAAAAGAACCUCACAAAGAUCUCACUGGUACCUUUUAGAACAGGCUUUUGUUGAAAGAAUAAAAAUUCUGCACUUGCUGGGAGUCGUCUGAAAGCUGGACAUUUAAUUUUUAAGGCUGUGCGUUCAGGUUAGACAUAUUUUAAAAAGUAGCUAUCAAAUGUUAGGAGGGUUGGUGUGGUUUUCUCAAACACGUACAAGGAACCCCACCUUUUAUUACAUGCAAGAAGACAAUUCCACCUCGCCUCUGACUACAAUCAUGUAGCAAAUUAUUUUUUACUAAUCUUUUAUGAGAGAAACUGUGGUGGACUAAUUGCCUGAGCAAGCAGUGCUCUUUGGUUCAUUGUUUUGCUGGGAUAAAACAGUAACUGGUGGUACUGGUGUGCAUCCAGCUGCCUCACCAGUGUGUUCCAAAUCAAUAGUUCUCUUCUGAUCUCAUGCUGCAGCCAGCAAUAGCUAUGCAAAUGAUUUCUCUCUGUCCUGGCUCAUCGGAGAUCAAUUAUUAUUUCCUGUAAUAACAAAGAGUAAAAAUCUUCAAAUCCAUGGGCAUUGUGGAGAAAUUUACAGCAUUUUCUGAAGAAGACAUGCAGAAUGUAACAAACAAUGUUUUCAUUAUGAUGAUUAUUAUAUUACUUUGUGUUGUGACGGGCAUCCCUUGUCCUUGUAGUUGCUUGUUCAACAUCAUUAUCUCCCCGAGGCGACUCAGUCAUAUAUUUUCCCCAAGUACUUGGUUUUUUUCUUUUGGCUGAGAAAAGAUUUAAGUAUUGUGGUAGGGUAAUUCUGUAUCUUAUUUUUACUUAACAAAUUACAAUUACAUUGUGAUGCUAAUCUCACCUGGUCUGAAGACUUAAAAUCUUGUAAGCUAGAAAAAGUUAAAGAAAUACCCUUCAGAAAUUACUGAAACCAUCCAGUUACACAUCCUUCAGCUGUUUUAUACAUUUAUCUGUAAAAGAUUGGUAUUAAUGGGAAGAAGUAUAAAUGUUUUUAUCAUUUAAACAUUUAUCAUCCUGUAUGUUGUCUGCUUUCUAAAUUAAAUUGUGUUUUGUGGGUCUCUGAGUGGGGGUCAUGCCUGGCUGAGGUGGCUGCCCCAGGGGUGUAGAUGGGGGUGGUUUGGAGCCAUGGAGGCACCUUGGGGACCUGGGGGACACAGCCCUCCUGGACAUGUUGCAUCCCUUUGCUUUGUCAUUCCUAGCGUGUUGGGGUUCAUGGUUUGUUGUUUUGUUUUUUUUUUUACUUUCUUUCCACUCACUUUGUACUUUUUUCUUUUAUUAAAUCUCACAUGUAUUUUGAGGUUUUGUGGUGUCAUUUAUUUAGUGGUGCAUUUUCUGUGCAGUCUAGUUAUUUUUCUGUAUUAUCUGUCGCAAUAAUAAUGUGUUGUGAUUGUGAGCUUACCAGUCACAGGCUGUCAUAUGACUAUUGGGAACAUUCAAGAAUAUAAUUAGUUAAUUAAUUAACAACUAGUUAAUCACAGAGUAUGUGGUAAUGUACUUCCUAUGUAAUCUGGGGGGAAAUUCUUAGAUAUUAAUGCAAAAGCCAUCCAUGUUUGGGCAGAAAGAGCUUUGAGGCUUGUUGGUACAUCUCCUUUGUGAGAUCUGGUGACUGAGCAGGGGGCCAUAUCAGAAGCUUUGCUGAUUUUAUGGUAUCCAAAGAGGGAAUUUAAAGAUAGGGUGAAAAGGGAGCGAAGGUGGAGAGGUUUUCUGGUGGUGCAUCCAAAGCUGUGUUCCUUAUCUGGAGAAGGACAUUAUACACUUAGGUCAAGGUCAACAGAAGAGCACAGCUUUAGUUCGAUGCUCUGCUUUCAGAGAGCUGCUGAAAUUUUACCCAAAGAUUUGUUCUCAGUGUCUGUUCUCUGGGCCAUUGCUACACGCCAAGUUACAUUCACUCAUCUUUGGGUCCUUCUGGGGUGUAUUUGGUAUUGGACUGAGAUGAGUGCUGCACUUCAGACACAGCCAAUGUGGAGUUUGGCUGAUGCAUAGUGUUUGCUGUAGCAGUGCUUCUGGUGGGAGGUUUUUCUGUAGCCCCAGCUUGAAGAGCAAAACCAGGCUGGUGAUCCUGGCUGCCUCUCAGAGCUUUUUAAGAAUAUGCAGCUGGAAACCUUUUAGGCAAAAGCUUUAGGGAAUUGCCAGUUGAUACCAAGUGGGUUAUAUGAAAUGUUUACAUCCUUUUCCAUCCCAACACAUUUUAAAGAUAAAUCUCGAAGACCAGAGAGAAGCACGUGCAUUUAGGUACAUCAGAAUUCAGGAAACCAAAGGUAGUGGAGUAGCUGGUCCUUUUAAAGAUGGGCCACCUGGUAAUUCAGGUGAUGUGCUUUGGCAAGUGUCUUUCUAGAGGAGCAGUGUUAGGAGCUUUCAUUAAUAUUUGUGCAAAGCUCCUAGAGAUGCUUUGAGGAGAAGGAGAAAUGCAUAGCUUUGUUAGAAAAGCAGCUCAGCAGUGAGGUAGGUGCUGCCCAUGCUUUGCAGUUCCAGAGGCGAAGCCCGGUGGCCAAGGCCCUGAGACAUGGUGGUACUUUUCCUUCAGGAGACAGCCUGACAAACCCAGCCUUGUCCUUGGCUGUUCCAUUGGGAGAACUGUGUGGCUGUGAGGGAUGGAAUGAGGCGAGGACUGUGCCAGGCCACUGCUCCAGCUGUGUGUGCUGGUUGGCUGCUCUUGCGGCUCUCCAUCACCUGGGAUUUCUCAAGUUCCAUCAGCAGUCUUUUCCCAUUAAAAUUUUAAAUCAAUCUUCUGAUUACCAGUUCCAAACAAGAGGUUGGCAGCUGUGAGAGCUUCUCUGAGUUGCAACGGGUUAAACUCAAAUGUCUGUACAAUAGAUUGGUGCUUUGACCUUUCAUGCUGUCUUUACUUAAUGUAAAUAACUGAAACUUAAACAUUGAUUCUCUUUUGUUCUUUCUAUAGCUUUUUUAGUCUUCCCAGUGCAUACGCCAUAACAGGAAGAUAUGUUAAUUAGAAGAUUUAUUAAGGCCAAAACAUCUCAUGGAGAAGAAAAUGGGUGCUUACACCUUUAAGCUUGCAAUGUAUUGCACAGAAGAGAAUAUAUAGCAAGGACUAAAAUUCACCGUGCCUUUUGAUGGGGAAAAGUUUGCUUAAUCAGGUCUCUUGAUAAAGUUGAAAUCCAAGAUACUUGCCAAAAGGUAAACUGCUAAUUCAAGCUGCUGCACGGCUCGCACUAAAUCCAGAAUGCUUAUUUUGGGCCUCUUACCCCAAGGGAGUUAACACUGACUGACUCCAGAGUGAUGGAUAAAGCUGGGGUAGUGUGAGGAGCUUUCAGCUUUGCUGCUCAAGUUGCUGCAGUAGCAGGGUCCUGCAGGUCCUCUCCUCAGUCUGGUUUUGGAGUGUAACUGGGGAACCUGAUGUCCCUAACCUGACAUCCCCUAGUUUGACAUCUCAUCUUUCAGCUGGAUUCUCACCUUUCAUAACAAUAACUCUUUGUGCAGCUUGCUUCUAUGUACUUACAGGUUUUAUAACCAAAAUGCUCCAACCUUCAUUUCUUUAGUUUUCUGAGGGCUGUACGUGGUGCCUCACACCAUAACCUCUUCCCCAGAGCUCCUUGCCCACCUCCCACCUGCUGCUUCAGGGCCAGGUAAUCUUGCCUAGCCAGUACAGGCUCUGCUCGUCCUGCUGGUACAUGAAGGGUGAGAAGGGAACCAUUUUAAAGUGCAACUAAGAGUUAUUUAUUAAGGAGGGGAAAUGGUUUAAAGCUAGAGACUCGGUGUUCCUGGUGUAAGUUCUGUGUUUGUAACAGACUGGCUUCCCCUUACACAAAUACUUUUUCUAAAAAAAGGAAAGGGGAAAAACGAAGUGUGUUGUCUGUGCCCCAGUAACUUCAUACAGGAACAGGGAGAGGCCCGCUUUUUUAUCUUUGUUUAAAGAGUUUAUCUUUGUUUUAAACAACCUUGUAAAUGAAUCUCAGGAAUGACCUGUACCAAAGCUGGGUCUAAUAAAAACAAAACUGGCAUGUUUAACAAA